This is a messenger RNA of Ziziphus jujuba (common jujube), 4051 nucleotides long. Its product is annotated as histidine kinase CKI1. Gene Ontology annotation, biological process: phosphorelay signal transduction system; phosphorylation. Bases 561 to 3896 code for a protein of 1111 amino acids. The transcript has 8 exons. Lineage: Eukaryota; Viridiplantae; Streptophyta; Magnoliopsida; Rosales; Rhamnaceae. Gene Ontology annotation, cellular component: nucleus. The record is from RefSeq and is a predicted model, not a curated record. Gene Ontology annotation, molecular function: phosphorelay sensor kinase activity.
CGAAAAAAUAAUAGAAAAAUGAUCAUAUCUAUGAAGAUUUGGUUCCCAAAAAAAAAGAAAAGAAAAGAUUAAUUAAUUAAUUAAUAAAAGGAGAACAUUUUUUCAUUGAAAAUUUCUAACAGAAUCUGUUAAUAUUAUAUCCUAACUUUUCUCUUCCUGAGAUAUUUGAUAGUCUGGUGAGAUUUUGUUUUACCUAAAUAUUCUUUCAAUAAAAAUAUCUUAUCCUAGUUAAGUAAUUUUGAAUGUUUCCAAACUGUAAUUAUAAUUAGUUAAUGGAAUUUCAAAGAUUUCGAAAAUACCACUUGAUUUAAAAGAUGAUAAAAAUCUCAUCUUACUAUCUCUCACUUUAAAUGCAUUGAAUUCAACAACUUCUCUAUUGGUUUUUUCAGUUUUGCAUAUCAUAGACGUGGUCUUUUCACUCUUCCUCUCCGUAUCGCACAUUUAGCUGUCCAGUUCACUCAGCUUUGGCAUGUAGAAUUUUCAGAGUUUUGGUGCUUGAUCAUAUUAAUCAAUCAUCAAUUACAACAUUUCUAAUCGCAGCUAUUUCAAUUAUCAAAUAAAUGGUUUUUUCUUUUGUCAGAUUCAAAACCAGAGUUUCAGCCAUGAUUAAGAUGAAGAUCAAAUCCUACACAAUGAAGUUCUACUCCAGAGUUAUUUGGAGGCCCAUCUGUUUUGUCAUUAUUAUUGGGCUUUCAACUUACAUGAUCAUAGAAUUGUAUAAGAUGAACAAGAAAGUUCUAAAAAACGUAACAUUGGAUUCAUAUGAUGAGCAAAACAGAAUAUUUUCAGGGAUUGAAUCCACUGCCAAACUGCUACUCCCAUUGAAUACAUCAGCAAUAAAUUUAGCAAGAGCUCUAAGUUCUUCACUAAAUGGAACUCAAUUAACAUUUUUUAACAUCUCAACAAUGGUUGCACCAAUACUGUUUUUAGUGCUUUCAACCAUUCCACAUGUGUCACAGGUUUCUUAUAUUGGAUUAGAUGGAAUACAAUUCUCAUAUUACAAAUACGAAGGUCAAACUUUCGCAGUCUUCUCCAAUAGUUCAUUGUCUACUAAUUGGUAUACUCAGCCCGUAGACAGGGAUACCGGGAAGCUAUAUGGAGAAGCAAUUGCUUCAGCCUCCAUGGUGACAGUAAAUGCAAGUUGGGUUCAAAAGGCUUUAAACAGCACAAAUGGAUACUCUUGUUUAAGAACAGGAUGGAACAAAGCUCAAGAUUCUCUGUUUCUUCACAGUGUGGCUAUGGAUGGCAGAGGGGUGAUUUCCCUUGGUUUCCCAACAAAAGUAGUGGUUGAUCAUUUUUCAGCCUUGGAUUUCCAUGGUGGGAGCUUUCACUUGGCUACUUUGGAUGGGGAUGUUAUUGUUCAAACAAAUCUUCCUCAAACAACAUUAAUGGUGGUGAACAACUCGGUUCUGUUGCAGACGUUCAAGCCUAAUAGCAAUUCUGCUAAUCAUGUUGGCAGCUUGUCAUGCCGACCUUGUGACUCCAAUGUCAGAUCAUGUACCGGGAAAGUAAUAGGAGUCGAGUACAAUUUCCAUUGCUCGAACCUCGAGAUUGCUGGAGUUCAAUCAGUAUAUAUAUUGGCUUAUCCUCCCAACAGAUUAGUAAGCUUUGUUCAAGGCUACAGCAAGUUAUCCCUCACGCUACUGACAUUUCUGUUCUUUUUCAUUCUCAUCUCACUUAGCCUCUUCAUAUUCUUGAUAGUUACAGCAGCACGAAGAGAAGUGCUUUUAUGUGCCAGCCUUGUAAAACAAGUAAACUCAACUCAACAAGCAGAACGCAAGAGUAUGAACAAAACUACAGCCUUCAAUAGAGCGAACCAUGAUGUUCGUGGUUCUUUGGCAGCCAUCACCGGUUUAAUAGAGAUUUGUCUUCAAGAUGCCAAUCCAGAUUCUGGAUUGGCAGCAAACUUGACACAAAUGAGUACUCUAACAAAGGACCUUUUUGGAAUAUUGAAUUCAGUGCUGGAUACAAGUAAAAUUGAAGCUGGGAAAUUGCAACUUGAAGUAGAAGAAUUCAAUCUGACUCAGCUCCUUGAGGAUGUAGUUGAUAUGUUUUAUCCUGUGGCUAUUAAGAAAGGAGUUGAUGUUGUGCUUGAUCCUUGUGAUGACUCGAUUACUAAAUCAUGUCAUGUUAGAGGUGACCGGGUAAAGCUCAAACAGAUUUUAUGCAACUUGCUUAACAAUGCUGUGAAGUUCACAUCCGAAGGUCAUGUAACAAUCCGUGCCAGGGUCAAGAAGACAAGUAUGGAAAAUGCCAUCAUUGCUUCUAAUUGCAAUGCUGCGACUAAGUUCUGGUCACGGGUUUUCUACAAGAACAGGAAAGGUUUCAAUGAUCUGGAUGCCCUUCAUACAGCCCAACAAGAUCCAAACAGGACAGAGUUUGUAAUUGAGGUGGAUGAUACAGGCACUGGAAUUCCAAAAGACAAGCAACAGUCUGUUUUCGAAAACUUUGUUCAGGUCACAGAAACAUCUCUUGGACAAGAAGGCUGUGGUUUAGGACUUGGUAUUGUUGAAUCUUUGGUGCGCUUAAUGGAUGGGGAGAUAAGAAUUGUUGAUAAAGAACCAGGUGAAAAAGGAACUUGCUUCAGUUUCACUGUCACACUUCUAACAUGCAAACAUGAAUCUUCUAACACUGAAGAAGAAAUUCCUAGAACAUACAGCGAUCGCAUUCAAAAUGGAUUUCAACCUUUUGGUAUAAAUCUCCGUGGAUCUGGACCUAAAUCAGAGGGAUCUCAUGUAGUACUCUAUAUAGAAGGUGAUGAAAGGAGAAAAGUUUUGACCAAUUACAUUGACAGCUGGAACAUAAAAGUAUCAAGCGUAAAGCAUUACAAAAAUCUUCUUCCACACCUUGAGAAGAUCAAGAAAAAGCUGGACUUUUCGUAUUUCAACUAUUCAGAGAAAACCCAGUUGGGUUUGUAUGACUAUCUGAGCAAAUCUUCAUCCGCCAACUCUGAUUCAAGACCAAAUGAUGGAUCUUUCUACAUCAACGAUGGAAGUGAACAGAGUUUUCCACCCAUCAGAAAGACCAGCUCCAAAGGUUCAACAGGUAUUGUGCUAGUUGUGAUUGACACCAGUGCUGGAGUUUUCUCUGAAUUGUUUUCAACUGUAGCUAGCUUCAGGAACGAUAUUCAAAGCUCCAGAUGCAAAGUUGUCUGGUUAGAUAACCCAAUCUCGCGUAACAUUCAAUUAAAGUACAUAGAAGAGCAUAAACUGUCUCCUCCAAAUGACUAUGUGAUUUGUAAACCAUUUCAUGGAUUCCAUUUAUAUGAAGUUCUUGGACUUCUACCUGAACUCAAAGGUUGCAAACUCCCCAAGUUAGAAACAAAAACUUUGGCUAAAGUGGAGUCGGAAGAUCAAAAUCAUUCAGAUGAGUUGGAGUAUGCUGGGGAUGAACCAGGAAGUAGUUGCUCAUGUAAUGAAAUCUCACUUGAGAAAAUAGUAGUACAUAAACGAGAUGAAAAACCGGAGGAGAAUCUCUUGAAUGGAAAGAGAAUCCUGGUUGUUGAUGAUGUUGAACUACUAAGGAAGUUGACUUCUGCUCAUCUACAAAAACAUGGAGCAAUUGUUGAAGUCUGUGAGAAUGGGAAACAGGCAUUUGAUCAUGUUUGCAAAGCUUUUAGUGAUCAGAAAGAGGAAGGUCACUCAAAACCUUUUCCUUAUGAUUAUAUUUUCAUGGACUGUGAGAUGCCAGUAAUGAAUGGAUAUGAAGCAGCAAGAUUGAUAAGGAUGGAGGAAAAACAAUAUGGAAUCCAUAUUCCAAUCAUUGCAUUAACGGCCCAUGCAAUGCCUGAGGAAGUGAAGAAGACUGUUGAUGCUGGAAUGGAUUUUCAUUUAAGUAAACCUUUACAAAUGAAGGGAUUAUUGGAAGCACUUCAAUCCAUUCAUGAUGACAAAUGAAGCUUUCAUUGCAACGUGAAUCUUCAUAGGUUGGAAAUAAUUUUUAUAUUUUUAGAUUUCAAAAUAAAAAUAGUUUUGUGCAUAUUUUUCCAAUUUGUGUUUUUUUCGAAUUCUUUGGACUUUUCAGCAAUGAAAGUAUGAUACCAAUUUAGUUA